CUGGGCAACCCGGGACCGGGCGGCUACGGCGUCAUCCUGGACCACCAGGGCCGGCGCAAGGAAAUGUCAGGCGGGUACUCGCUAACGACCAACAAUCGCAUGGAGUUGCUGGCUACCAUCGUUGGUCUGGAAGCCCUGACCAAGCCGUGCCAAGUCACCCUGCACUCCGACUCCCGCUACGUGGUGGACGCCGUCAGCAAGGGGUGGGCGGCCAAAUGGCAACGCAACGGCUGGAUGCGAAACAAGCGCGAGGCAGCGGUCAAUCCCGACCUUUGGGAGCGCCUGCUGGACCUGUUGGAACGGUAUCCCACCGACUUCCGGAACAAAAGGGGAACCAUCAUGGCCGUAUCCGCCAGCACCAUCCGCAACGUCGCUCUGCUUUCCCAUAGCGGCGCGGGCAAGACCACCCUUGUCGAGACCAUGUUGUUCAAUGCCCAGGUGAUAAACCGCCUGGGGAGAGUGGAGGACGGCACCACCGUUUCAGACUACGAACCGGAGGAAAAUCGGCGGUCGUCCAGCGUCCAGACGAGCCUGCUGCGGUUGGAUGACGGCGACAGCAAGAUCAACAUGCUGGACACCCCUGGAUACGACGAGUUCCUCGGGGAAGCCGUCGCCGCGGUCAGGGUGGUCGAGUCCGCUGUGAUAGUGGUGGCCGCUCCCACGGGCGUUGACGUCGGCACCGAACGGGGAUGGAACAUGGCCCAGGAGCGGGGCCUGGCGGUAGCCUUCGUGCUGAACAAGAUGGACCGGGAGAACGCCAGUUUUGAGCGCAGCGUCCAGGAGCUGCAGGACAUAUUCGGGACCCGCUGCGUACCGUUCCAAUUACCCGUCGGCGAGGCCCAGGACUUCACCGGCCUGGUCAGCGUGAUCGAUCCGCCCGCCGACAUGCCCGCCGGCGUCAUCGGCGAUUUCGACGCGGCCCGCGAACGCCUCAUCGAAGCGGUGGCGGAAUCGGACGACGAACUGGCUGACAAGUACCUGGAAGGGGAAGACAUCACCGCCGCAGAGGUGACCGCCGGCGCCCGCAAAGCCAUUAUUAGCGGCGACCUCAUUCCCAUCCUGGUCACCUCCGCGACGCAGGACAUUGGAGUGAACGAGUUGGUACAGGUGAUGCGCGACUUUCUGCCGUCGCCGGCCGACAGCCCUCAAACCUCCGGCGACGACGACAUGGCGCCCGACAGCGCGGGUCCGGCUGCCGCGGUGGUGUUCAAAACGACGUCCGACGCGUUCGUGGGCAAGCUCUCGAUGUUCCGCGUGUUCCGCGGGUCGAUGAAGUCCAACGGCGAUAUCUACAACGUCAACCGCAACCAGUCCGAGCGGCUGGGCCAGCUCUACUUGCCGCAGGGCAACAGCCAGGAAAACGUGGCCGAGGUGGUGGCCGGCGACAUUGCCGCCGUCGGCAAGCUGGGCUCCACCCUGACGGGCAACACCCUGUGCGCCAGCGAUGCCCGCGUCACGCUCCCCGGCAUCGAAUUCCCCAAGGGCUUCUACUCGUUGGCGGUGGUUCCCGCCACGCAGGCCGACCUGGACAAGAUGUCAACCUCGUUGGCCAGGAUUGUCGAGGACGACCCCAGCCUGCAGUUCACCCGCAAUCCGGAAACCAGCGAGAGUCUGCUGACCGGUUUGGGCGAGGUGCAGAUCGAAGUCGCUCUGGAUCGUAUCAAGCGGAAGUUCGGGGCCAGCCUGAACGUCAAGCUGCCCGUCGUACCCUACCGGGAGACGAUCACGCAGAUCACCAAUUCCGAAUACCGCCACAAGAAGCAGACCGGCGGCAGCGGCCAAUACGGCCACGUCCUGCUCCGGCUGGAGCCCAAGAUCCGAGACGAAGGCUUCGAAUUCAGCAACGAGGUCGUGGGAGGACGGGUGCCGCGGGAACUCAUUCCGGCCGUGGAGAAGGGCGUCGUCAGCAUGCUGAAAGAAGGCGUGUUGGCCGGAUUCCCAGUGGUCGAUCUCAAAGCAGUGCUCUACGACGGCAGCACCCACCCGGUGGACGGCAAACCCAUCGCCUUCGAGAUUGCCGGCAGCCAGGCGCUGCGCCAGGGCAUGACCAAGGCGUCGCCAGUCCUGCUGGAGCCCAUCGUGAAGUUGUACGUCACGGUGCCGGAGAACUAUACCGGGGACAUCAUCAGCGACAUCAACAGCAAGCGCGGCCGCAUUUUGGGCAUGGUUCCGGAGACUCGCUACACCAUCGUUGAGGCUGAGGUGCCGCAGUCCGAGGUGCAGCGGUACUCCCAGGACCUGCGUUCCAUGACCGGAGGGCGCGGUUCGUACCGUUUCGAAUUCGGCCACUACGAACAGGUGCCCCAGAACAUCGAGCAGCGAGUGAUCGAUACCGCCAAGCAGGCCAAGGCGGUAACCAUCGCAUAG
Geodia barretti is the source of this 2367-nucleotide messenger RNA. The record is from the annotation of a GenBank genome assembly. Lineage: Eukaryota; Metazoa; Porifera; Demospongiae; Tetractinellida; Geodiidae.